This is a messenger RNA of Patella vulgata (common limpet), 1145 nucleotides long. Its product is annotated as glutathione S-transferase theta-1. NCBI's taxonomy places the organism in Eukaryota, Metazoa, Mollusca, Gastropoda, Patellidae. Gene Ontology annotation, biological process: glutathione metabolic process. The transcript is spliced from 4 exons. The record is from RefSeq and is a predicted model, not a curated record. Gene Ontology annotation, molecular function: glutathione transferase activity. Gene Ontology annotation, cellular component: cytoplasm. Bases 54 to 779 code for a protein of 241 amino acids.
GUGGGAGAUCAUUAAAUACAUACAUUUACUCCUUGUUGUCUAGUUCAACAACAAUGGCUAGCAAAGGAACUAAAGGAAAAUUAAAGACAAGGAAUGGCAAGCCACUCGAACUUUACCUAAUUAGAAUAUCACCUGCGUGUCGUGCAGUUUGGUUUUAUCUUUUACAGAAUAAUAUCCCGCAUGUUUUAAUUGAUGUAGAUUUUACGAAAGGGGAAACAACUCUACCAGAUGUAUUGCUACGUAACUCUCAUCAAGAAGUGCCGUUAUUGGUUGACGGUGAUUACAUUAUAUUUGAAGGUCCACCCAUAUUGAAUUAUCUAGCACAGACAUAUACAAAUCACGCUGGAUUUGGAUCAAAUCAGAGCACUCGUCUUGCAACAGAAUCUGUUAUCAGCUGGGCUAAUAGUGAACUGCACAGGGUAAUUGGCUAUGGUUAUAUUUACCCACAAUUUCUUGAAAAGUAUGCUGUCCCCUCGGAACAUUUAAAUGAUGCCAUCGUUGAUAAAGGUCUGCGCCAUGUAACACAGAAAUUGGAAAUUUUAGAAGGACGGUAUUUAAGCAAAAACAAGUAUUUAACAGGAAAAACACUGACAAUGGCCGACAUUUUUGUGGCUACCGUAGUAGCGCAACUUCAGUGGACCGGAAGUAAGUCACAAAUGUGGCCGAACGUUAUAGAAUGGUUAUCCCGAGUGCAGAAAGUGGAGUUCUGGGAGGAAGUGCACGCAUCACAUCGUCAAUAUGUUCAAGAACUGACAGGCGGAAGAAUACUAGUGCAUUAAAAAUACCACUUCCCAGCAAAGCACGUGUUACUGCAGAAUUGACUAUUUGGAAUAUCUAUGUAUUUUAUAAGUUUAAAUGAUAAAUAAUUUGUUUAACCAUUCCAUGCGAGGCUCCAACACUAACUUUACCUGUAUUGCACGUGCAACAAAUAUGGUUUAGCGAAUAGUUGUUUGAGAAAUAUUGGUGGAUUUUUUCUGAAAUGUUCCAGAAUUAGAGAAUUCUAAAAAAUAUAAUCUGUGAAUUGUUUCUGAAAUGUUAUUGACCUAGAUAAUUUAUAAGUUACAAUCAACUCAACAUGGUAUGGUGGUGGCGAGGGGGGGGGGGUUGCUUGGGCUUGUCUCGUUGGCACGAGAAACUAUUCAUUU